Messenger RNA from Trichomycterus rosablanca, 2688 nucleotides. RefSeq names its product E3 ubiquitin/ISG15 ligase TRIM25-like. The record is from RefSeq and is a predicted model, not a curated record. Lineage: Eukaryota; Metazoa; Chordata; Actinopteri; Siluriformes; Trichomycteridae. Bases 13 to 1731 code for a protein of 572 amino acids. Gene Ontology annotation, molecular function: zinc ion binding; protein binding. The transcript has 7 exons.
GAGAACAGGAAAAUGGCAGAAGCUUUUAUUCCAGUAGAUCAGUUUUCAAUGGACCAGUUCAGCUGUCCAGUCUGUCUGGAUCUCCUGAAGGAUCCAGUAGCUACUCCCUGUGGACACAGUUUCUGUAAGGUGUGUAUUAAUGGCUGCUGGGAUCAGGAAGAUGGUGGUGGGAUUUUCAGCUGCCCCCAGUGUAGGAAGACUUUCAGCCCAAGACCUGAUCUGUGCAGAAACACCAUGCUGGCUGAAGUGGUGGAGAAGCUAAAGAAGACUGAACUCCAAACUGCUUCUUUUGCUCAAUGUCACACCAAACCUGGAGAUGUGGAGUGUGAUUUCUGCACCGAGAAAAAACACAAAGCCGUCAAGUCGUGUCUGAUGUGUCUGGUCUCCUUCUGUGAAACUCAUCUGAAGCCUCACUAUGAAGUUCCAGGUCUAAAAAAACACACAUUAGUGGAAGCCUGUGGAGACCUACAGGAGAAGAUCUGCUCUCAGCAUGAUGAAGUGUUAAAGAUCUACUGUCGUACUGACCAAAGCUUCAUCUGUUAUUUGUGUACAAUGGAGGACCAUGAAGGACACAAAACCGUCACAAUUAAAACAGAAAGAAAAGAAAAACAGAAUGAAGUAAAGGAUGAGCAGAGGAAAUCACAGCAGAGAAUCCAGGAGAAGCAGAAGAAGCUGCAGGAUCUCCAACACACCGUCAACAUUAUUAAGGGUCGUGCUGAUGCAGCAGUGCAGAACAAUGAGAAGAUCUUUACUGAGCUGAUCAGCUUCAUGGAGAAGAAGCGUUCGGAGAUGACGAAGCUUAUCCGAGAUCACAAAGAGGCUGAACUGAGUCUAGCUCAACAACUUAUUCAGCAACUGGAGCAGGAAAUAACUGAACUUAUGAGGAGAGAAGCUGAGCUGGAGGAGCUUUCUCAAUCACAUGAUAACAUCCACUUCCUCCAGAAUUUUCCGUCUCUCUGUGUCUCUUCUGGAUGUGAGGACUCAUCCAGCAUCACCAUCAAUGAACAUCUCUCAUUUGAUGGAGUGAACAGAUUUCUCUCAGAUCUGAAGAAGCGAAUCAUGGAAUUCUGUGAGGGAAAACACUACAAAAAUGGAACAAAUGGUGAGAAAAAUAUUCUAGUUCGAUCAUUGUUUUGUGUAGAUCAGCUUUCAGUGGACCAGUUCAGCUCAGAACCAAAGAGCAGAGAAGAUCUUCUGCAAUAUUUCUGUGAUCUCAGUCUGGAUCCCGAUACAGCACAUCGUCACCUCGUCCUGUCUGAGGAGAACAAAAUGGUGACAUUUAUUGAUACCGAUCAGGGAUACUCUGAACAUCCUGAGAGAUUCGGCUCCAGGUUUCAGGUGCUGUGUAAGGAGGAAGUGAGUGGACGCUGUUACUGGGAGGUGGAGUGGAGCGGUGGUGUGGAAAUUUCAGUCUCAUAUAAAGAGAUCAGAAGAAAAGGAGAAGGUUAUGCAUGUGUGUUUGGACGCAACAGUCAGUCCUGGAGUCUGGAGUGUUCUUCUUCUUCUCUUUGUUUCUAUCACAACAACAUUAAGACUGAACUUGAAGGUCCAUCAGCCUCCAGAAUAGGAGUGUAUGUGGAUCACAGUGCAGGAACUCUGUCCUUCUACAGCAUCUCUGAUACAAUGAGGCUCCUCAAUAGAGUCCAGACCACCUUCACUCAGCCCCUCUAUGCCGGGAUUCGGUUUGGGGUUUAUUCUGGAUCAUAUGUGAGGUUCUGUGAUCCACAAUAAAAUAUUAGUAAGAUGUUUAAUCAGAUUUAAAAAAAGAUCACCACUAAGCGGUCUAAUGGCGCAGCAGUAGAAUACUCUGGCCCACCAGUGCUGAGUUCUUGGGCUCUUGAGUUUAAAUGUCAGCUUACACAGACACUCGAUUGGCUGUGUAUCUUUAGGGGGCAUUACUGCUGCAGUUACGACUUCUGGAUAUGGAUCUCUGUAUGAACCCACCUGGUGCAGAUGAAAAGAAGCGAUCGGUACUGCACAUUUGUCGGUGGGGGAAUGAGUUCGUCACAACCCUCCACAGUCAGGAGUGGAGGUCUGGGUAAUUGGAUCUACUAAAUCACUUAAUCACUUCUACCAGAUUUCUUUCCUCCGUCUGUUUGGAUGGUUUGUUCUUAAAUGAAAUAAAUGUUGUAAAUAUUUCAAUAAAUGUUGAAUAAAAAAGAGUUUUCUGUUUAGCAACACCAUAGCAGUGAUCAAGGAUAUUGUAGCAGCCAUAUGAAAUGCCAUUUUAAUAGCAAACACACAGCAAAACCUUUCUAAUCGUCCAGCAACGUAUUCUUAUUAUACGAAGGAAUUUCUUAGACUGGAAUGACAUUCUCCAGGUUAUUUGGGAAAUGCUUUUUGCUAAUGAUGUUAUAAAAGCUGUGAAUAUUAAGUGUAUAUUGAAAUAUUUUAACACACAUCAACAUAUUUUAGCACAUUAGAGGUAACAUGAGCUGUUAGCAAUGACAGCGUCUCCAUGUUAUUAUAGCUGCUUUUAUGUACAUUAACUGAUGAGUGUGUGGUCACUGAGCUGAUGAAUGUGAAAUUUCAUGCAUUUUUCUGAAAAAUACUAGAAAUAUUUCUCUUUAAUAAGUUAUAUUUUGCUUCAUUUAAAUGUCCUACACAUAAAACAGCCGAUUAUCAGGAACAUGACACACUUUGAAAUCAAUAAUCAAUAAAUAAAGAUCACAUUUUUGUUGCACCUUA